AUGGGCCGCGACCGCUCGGAGUCUACGCCCCAAAAGCGUGAAAAAGUCUACGUGGCCACUCACAAGGCGGCCUGCCCCAACGGCUCAGACUGCAACUACUGCCACCUGAGGCAUCCGCAACGCCGCGCCACCUUCGACAAACGCCAGCGCGAGUUCUUCCGGUCUUUGGAAGAAGGCGACCUCCUGUCUGUCAUCCUUCCUCACCUGAAGACGAAGGCCGCUAGCAUGCCCCCCUCGGCGCAGAAGGUCCUGGGCCUCCUCAGCGCACGCUGCCUCGCAGCGCGCCAGGGUUCCUCUGCCCAGGUGGAGCUUCCUGAGAACUUGAAUGCCGUCCUGGAGCACAUGAACUUCGCCUGGUUGGUCACCCUCGCGCCCUGCAAGGACGAGCCCGAGGUCGCUGAAGCCAUGGAGGCGCUGCGCAGCGACUGCGUGCGUGCCACGCGCGAAGAGGAUCCCUGGGUGGUCUUGGGAGUUCCCAAGUCUGCAGAUGCUGGAGAGGUGCGGAGGGCCUUUCGAGCACGCGUGCGAGGCGCCCACCCGGACCUCGGAGGCGACCCGGAGAGGUUUCGGUCGCUGAACAAAGCCUACGAUCGGGCGAUGGCAAAACUGGAGGGACGCGAACUGCCUCCCGAACCGGCAGCAGAGGCGGCGCCGCCAGCAGUGAAGGUCCCGACGCCAACACCCACGGAGAAGCCGAGAAAGAGCCCCAGCACCCUGGAGGACUUCCGCUCCUGGCGACAGCAGCAACAGUUCCGGCGCGACAGUCGCCGCCGUGUGGAGAACGAGCAGCGGCGGCACCGGCGGGGAGUUUCGUUGAGGAGGCAGGCGGAUGAGCGGGCUGCGCAGCAGUACCAAUUCCAGGUGGAGCGUGCUUUGGAGGAGGUGGAAACACCGGAAGAGCGCGCCAUGUGGGAACGAGAGGCGGAGAUGGACCUCAUACGGCCGCAGAUGAUGGCCGCCCGACAGCGGCAAGCCCGCCGCCGCGAACUGCAGAAUCGGCCCUACUGGGAGAGGCAGAAGUGGGUAGGUCGGAGAUCCUCAUCUGCCCCCGAAGCUCGCGGCGAGAGGAGGCCAGCGGUGAGAUCGCACGCCCGCGGCGAAAGGCGCCAGCGCUCGAGCCGCGAGCCGCCGCCGGGCUGGGAGGUGGAUGCGCACGUGGGAAACCGCACAGUGAAUCUGCCCGAUGGGCCCACCACGGUCAAGGUUUUUCAGACGCCCGAGGGCGUGAGGUACUACGUCUCUCCUUCGACCUCGAGAAGAGUCCCCAUCCCCUGA
Messenger RNA from Symbiodinium sp. CCMP2592, 1275 nucleotides. NCBI's taxonomy places the organism in Eukaryota, Dinophyceae, Suessiales, Symbiodiniaceae. The record is from the annotation of a GenBank genome assembly.